Messenger RNA from Linum tenue, 591 nucleotides. NCBI's taxonomy places the organism in Eukaryota, Viridiplantae, Streptophyta, Magnoliopsida, Malpighiales, Linaceae. The record is from the annotation of a GenBank genome assembly.
AUGGAAUCCCCAAUUUUCAACUUCCGAAGCUCCGGCUUCUCCUCGCCGGAAUCCUCCGACUUCUGCUCCCCGGACCAAUUCUCCGGCCAAUCCUUCCACCAAACCCAGCCGCUACCCUUUGACGAAAACGACUCGGAAGAAAUGCUCCUCUUCGGUCUCAUCUACACCGCCGUCGACAGCAGCAGGGCAACGGUAGCGACGAUCAAAGAAGAAGAAGUCAGCUCAGCCGGCUCCUCCGCCGGCGAAGAAGGAGAAGUCGUUCCGCGGGUGAGGCGGCGGCCGUGGGGGAAAUUCGCGGCGGAGAUCAGGGAUUCGACCCGGCACGGGGUGCGGGUUUGGCUGGGUACAUUCGACAGCGCGGAGGCCGCGGCGCUGGCAUACGACCAGGCGGCGUUCUCGAUGAGAGGGUCCGGUGCCAUACUGAACUUCCCGGCGGAGAAGGUGGCGGAGUCGCUCGAGGGCAUGGAUUGCAACCUCCAGGCGACGGGGGAGGAAGCCUGCUCCCCUGUGAUCGCUCUGAAGAGGAAGCACUCCAUGCGGCGGAAAAUGAUCGGGAAAGUGAGGAAAGAGAGGGAUCAUCGCCGUCAUUGA